GCUUGAAUUGGGUAUUUUUCGAAGUUGCUUUUUGGUCACACCACCUGUCUCCAUUUUCCAAGAUGUCCUUUAAGCCUAUCGACCCGAAGCGCGACGAGAUCCGUCGCUACCUGGAGCGCGGCAGCGUCCUGGACUCGCUCACCAAGAUCUUUAUCCGCGUGAUCAAAGAGCGCCCAGAGAAUCCGAUGGAGUACAUAAGGAACAACAUCGGCGUGGUGCGCCACCAGCACGAUAAGUACGAACGCCUGCAGCAGGACCUGCAACUGGCCAACGAGGAGAUUCAACGUCUGCGUGGCAUCAUUAAUGACAUCAACCCCGAUAUGCUCCAAGGCCAUCAGCCUGUCUUACCGGCCGAAGCGGCCUCGGACAUUUCCGAAGCCAUCGCGGACCCAGUUCCAAUGGAGGAGGGGGAAAAGGUGCCGCAACAGCAACAAGAAGAGGGGGACGCUAAUCAGGCGGCUGGAGAAAGUGCUGCAGACGUUGAGGAACUAACCACCGCUGUCGAAGCUAGCCACAUUGAGGAGAAACCUGUGGCCACUGCGAACGAAAGUGCAGCUGUUGCGGCAACUGCUCACCCCACAAGUGCAUCCGUCCAAGCUGAGGCAAGCAGCUCCGCCGAGUAGAUCUCGAAAGCACGCUCACACCAAUCACAUACCACUAGAAAGCAUUCAUCUAGAACAAGUUACAAGUAUUUUCCUAAUGUAAAUAUACAUAAAUAAAGCGGAAUACGCGAUAUAAAAGCCUGCGA
Molecule: messenger RNA, 748 nt
Organism: Drosophila serrata
Lineage: Eukaryota; Metazoa; Arthropoda; Insecta; Diptera; Drosophilidae
Product: myc-binding protein
Biological process (GO): regulation of DNA-templated transcription
Cellular component (GO): nucleus
Molecular function (GO): transcription coactivator activity
Source: RefSeq, a predicted model, not a curated record